GUGUGUGUGUGUGUGUGUACCUUCUCAGGUGUUGAUGCGGCAGCCUGACGGCAUGGUCAGCGGUUUCGGCCGUGUCGGCGAGGGCCGGCAGCCAUCCACCAUCUUGCAGCGCCUCGCCAUGCCCUACGUGGAUCGGUUCACCUGCAUCGAAUCCACCCAGCUACGCAUCACCACCCGCAUGUUCUGCGCCGGUUACGACACGAUAGCCAAGGACGCCUGCCAAGGCGACAGCGGCGGGCCACACGUCACACGGUACCGCGGCACUUAUUUCAUCACCGGCAUCGUGAGCUGGGGCGAAGGCUGCGCACGCAAAGGCAAGUACGGCGUCUACACGCAGGUGUCCAAGUACAUCAACUGGAUCCAUGAUGGCUCUGUGAAGCUGAUGGCCACAGAGAAGAGUGGCGUCCGGGCGCGGAGGCACAGCCACGCCAUCGAGAGGCUGAUGCUGUAACACGGCGCUCAAUGGGUCAACGCUAAAGUCCACCGAGCAGAGAUCAGAAACACUUUGAGCCUCUCAUGUAAUCAUUGGUUUUAGGGAUGCACCAAAUCCAGAUUUUUAGGGUUCGGCCGAAUACCGAAUCCAUUGGUUGAGAUUCUGCCGAAUCCUCGUCCCCUCCUCAGUCCAUUAAUCAGUCCUUCCAGAAAAGCAGUAAUCAUAACAUUUAACAUAUUAUCAGCUUAUAAAGUAGUUGUGGCCAGAGCAACAUAAUUAUCCCGUCUACAGUGUCACUAAUUGUUUGAGGGGUUCCUCAGGGUUCGAUUCUUGGCCCUCUAUAUUUUCUUCUUAAUUAAUGCUGAAUUAAUUGAAAACGCUGCCAGCUUUUUUACUAUGAAAGCACACUAUAGUCAACCUUUUCGUGUCA
This is a messenger RNA of Sander lucioperca (pikeperch), 863 nucleotides long. Its product is annotated as venom prothrombin activator trocarin-D-like. The transcript has a single exon. Gene Ontology annotation, biological process: proteolysis. NCBI's taxonomy places the organism in Eukaryota, Metazoa, Chordata, Actinopteri, Perciformes, Percidae. Gene Ontology annotation, molecular function: serine-type endopeptidase activity. The record is from RefSeq and is a predicted model, not a curated record. The coding region runs from base 35 to 451 and encodes 138 amino acids.